Molecule: messenger RNA, 771 nt
Organism: Aspergillus uvarum CBS 121591
Lineage: Eukaryota; Fungi; Ascomycota; Eurotiomycetes; Eurotiales; Aspergillaceae
Exons: 1
Coding region: 1-771 (256 amino acids)
Source: RefSeq, a predicted model, not a curated record
AUGGUUCCCCGUAUUGUUGUCCAAGGCAACCUUGUCAUCCACGGCAAUGUGUACAUAGGCGGCCCAUCCCGCCCCUCCGGAAACGCAUCUGGGUCUGAGGAUUCGACCUCGUCGGACACCGACUCGGAGUACUCCACCGGUCUCCGGCGGCCGGAUUGCACUUGUACCUCGUCGGUGUGUACUUCGUGCACCUGCACCUCGUGCAGGUCGUCCGAGAGCAGCAGUUCCUCCGGAUAUGCUAGCUCAGGCUUCACUACGCAGGACAAUGUACCCGGGGUCUUCGACUGUACUCCUAUACCAGUUUCCCGGGCCCCGGCGAUGCCCGUGUUCUCCGAGGGUUUCCUCUUCGAGCCCGAGGAUCUCCUCCUCCUUGACCUGGAGGUUCCACCCCGCCGGGAGCCCUCACCAGCACCGGAACCAGGCCCAGCGAACCCCCCACCCCGGCGCGGCCCCCUCUAUCGCGGGCCCACGAUAUAUGAACUCCGUACAAUGCCUGCUACUGUCGAGGAACUGUUUGACCUCUACUAUGUCCAUGUGAGCACCACGACCUUCGUCGUGCUCAUCUUGUGGAAGAGCGCGGAGCCCAUCGACUGGCACGGCGAGCCCCUGCGCGUCCUGCGGUAUGAAUUCCAUACGCUGCGGGGUUUAAACCACACGGCCCAGGUCCUUCACGGGGUCAUCCAGGCCGGCAAGGAGAUCUGCCUGUACCGCGAAGACGGCAACGGCGACCUCGAGCAUUUCACCUACAAGGGCCGCACUCACUUCCACUAG